Messenger RNA from Capronia epimyces CBS 606.96, 1623 nucleotides. RefSeq lists its product as uncharacterized. The transcript is spliced from 6 exons. Gene Ontology annotation, molecular function: transmembrane transporter activity. Bases 1 to 1623 code for a protein of 540 amino acids. Gene Ontology annotation, biological process: transmembrane transport. The record is from RefSeq and is a predicted model, not a curated record. Lineage: Eukaryota; Fungi; Ascomycota; Eurotiomycetes; Chaetothyriales; Herpotrichiellaceae. Gene Ontology annotation, cellular component: membrane.
AUGGGCCAUGCAGACUCAACAACUCAUGGCAAACAAGCCAUCGUCACAGAUGACGGGAUCCACGACUCCGACGAUGCGAACUUGAAGGACUUGGACCGGCCGGCAUCUUCCUACUCCGCCAACGCGUCGCCCUCCGAGGCUGCGCCCGAGCCCGCGAAGCCGCCACGCCGCUCCUUCCGCACCUACAUCUGGGACACGGACACACACCUCAAGUCGCCAGAGGAGCGACGACUGCUUCUCAAGAUCGACGUGGCCAUCCUGAGCAUCGGAUGCUUGGGCUUCUUCCUGAAAUACCUGGACCAGGGCAACAUGGCCAACGCGUACGUGUCGGGCAUGAAGGAGGACCUGGCCAUGAACGGCAACCAGUACACCUAUGCCGGCACCACCUAUACCGUGGCAUAUGCCGUCAUGCAGAUUCCCAGCACGCUGAUCAUCCAGCGCGUCCGGCCUCAUAUCUGGCUCGCCGCCAUGGAGGUUUGCUGGGGCACUUUUACCUUUGCCCAGGCCGGCAUGCACAGCGUGAGCGAGCUGUAUGCGUUUCGCUUCUUGAUCGGCUUCUUCGAGAGCUCCUUUUUUCCAUCGCUGUUGUAUGUGCUGGGGAGCUGGUAUACCAAGACGGAGCUGGCCAAGCGGACUGCCUUGUUCCAUAUGACCGCCCCUUUGGGUACCGCGUUUGGUGGCUAUCUCCAGGCCGCCGUGUAUAAGAAUCUGGAUGGCAAGCACGGGCUCGCAGGAUGGAGAUGGUUAUACAUUGUGUGUGGGUGUAUGACUGUCCCCGUCGGGCUCGCAACAUUUCUCUUACUCCCCGACACCCCGUACACGAGCCGGGCCUGGUAUCUGACCAUGGAUGAACGCCAUCUCGCAGAAGAGCGGGUGAGGAAAGCCGGUAAGGCCCCGCCGGUGAAAAUCACACGGGCGACGUUCAAAAAGAUCCUCAGCUCUUGGAAAUGGUAUGCUUUUGUGGUGGGAUAUGUGCUCUAUGGCGAAUCGUGCGGUGGGAACGGCUACUUUGGCAUCUGGCUCAAAUCUGAGGGGUUUUCGGUCGUCAAGCGUAACCUCAUCCCCACUGGAACCUCCCUGAUCACAGCCGGUUGCGUGGUUCUUUGGGGAUUUCUGUCAGAUUACACCGGCAGCAGGUUCACUUGGGUGCUCGUCCCUCUGAUCCUGACGCUUCUUCCGAACGGAAUUCUGGCGUUUUGGCCCUCAAGCCUCCAUCUGAAGGAAUUCGCAUUCUUGACGGUGAAUGUUCAUCUCAUGACCGCAGUCUUCUAUACCUGGGCAAACGAGACGUGUGCCGACGACAAUGAGCAGCGCGCCAUGGUGAUCAGUAGCAUGAACGGCUUCCAGUACGCCGUGGCGGCCUGGCUGCCCAUCAUCAUCUUUCCGCAGACCAUGGCGCCGACUUUCCGCCGCGGGUUUCCCACCACCUGGGGGUUGGUCAUUGCCGCCAUCUUCAGUGUGAUUGCCAUUCAACUCUUUAUCCUACGAGACAGGCGGAAGGCGGCGGCCAAACGACCGACGGCGGCAGAGGAUGGCGCGAACGAGGGAGGCAGUCGCGUCACCGAAGUGAUUACGGAAAAUAAGUUCUGGAAGCUUGACUUUAAGGGCCGAGCAGAGGCGUAG